Molecule: messenger RNA, 3560 nt
Organism: Notodromas monacha
Lineage: Eukaryota; Metazoa; Arthropoda; Ostracoda; Podocopida; Cyprididae
Source: the annotation of a GenBank genome assembly
AAUUUUUUCAGCUUGGCGAGAAAGGCAGUGGGAUCCGUGCCCGCGGCGAAGUGCAGGAUUAUGCGAAGCUGAAAGCUGACUGUCUUGCCAAUGGGACUCUGUUCGAAGACACGGAAUUCCCGGCGGAAGAUGGAUCUAUUUUCUAUUCGCGCUCACCCCCGCGUCCAUUUGAGUGGAAGCGGCCACAUGAACUUGUCGACGACCCGAAAUUCUUCGUCGAGGGUGUAUCUCGCUUUGACGUGAAGCAAGGAGAGCUAGGUGACUGCUGGCUCCUCGCGGCGGCUGCGAACCUCACGCUAAAUACGAAGCUGUUUCACCAGGUCGUCCCAGAUGGACAGAAAUUUGACGAGGAAUACGCAGGCAUCUUCCACUUCAGGUUUUGGCAGUAUGGUCGCUGGGUAGACGUUGUCGUUGACGACCGUCUUCCAACUUAUUACGGGCGGCUCGUGUUCCUGCACUCCGAGGAUAAAAAUGAGUUCUGGUCCGCUCUACUGGAGAAGGCCUAUGCCAAGCUACAUGGGUCUUACGAAGCCUUGAAAGGUGGCACCACCGUGGAGGCGAUGGAGGACUUCACGGGCGGUGUGACGGAGAUGUACGAUCUCGCGGAGGCACCUCCGAACUUGUUCAACAUCAUGCAGAAAGCUUACGAGCGCUCUUCGCUGAUGGGCUGCUCCAUUGAUCCUGAUCCAAACGUCGUUGAAGCUGAAUGUCCGAAUGGGCUGAUCAAGGGGCACGCUUAUAGUGUUACGAAGGUCUGCUACAUCAACAUUCAGACCCCGCGGGUGUCUGGGAAGAUCCCAAUGGUGCGCAUUAGAAACCCGUGGGGAAACGAGGCUGAGUGGAAAGGGGCUUGGGGCGACUCUUCCCAGGAGUGGCAGUUCAUAUCAUCGGAGCAGAGAGAUGAGAUCGGCUUGACAUUCGAGGCUGAUGGAGAGUUUUGGAUGAGUUUCAAGGAUUUCAUGAAAAAUUUCAUGCGUCUUGAAAUCUGCAAUCUGAAUCCGGAUUCUCUUGAGGAUGAAGAGGAACCAGCCGACGACAAGAAAAAGUGGGAAAUGAGUGUGUACGAGGGUGCCUGGGUUCGUGGGUCAACUGCAGGAGGUUGUCGGAAUUAUAUCGAUUCGUUCUGGUACAAUCCGCAAUAUCGAAUCACAUUGAUCGACCCUGAUGAGGACGACGACGAGGAAAAGUGCUCUGUAUUAAUAGCUUUGAUGCAGAAGAAUCGGCGCUCCAAAAGGAAGUUGGGACUCGAAUGCCUCACGAUCGGAUUCGCAAUUUAUCACCUGAGUGACCCAGACGGCGCUCCGAAACCUCUGGAUAUGGGCUUCUUCCGCUACAAUGCGUCUGUGGGUCGUUCGCCGUCGUUCAUCAAUUUGCGCGAAGUUAGCUGUCGAUUCAAGUUGCCUCCUGGCACAUACUGCAUUGUGCCGUCGACGUUCGAGCCGAACGAAGAAGGAGAGUUUCUCCUUCGGGUUUUCUCGGAACAUACUAACAACAUGGAAGAACAUGACGAAUCUGUUGGAAUUUCGGAUGCUUCGGAUGAGGAUCCCAGAGACACAGUUGUGCCAAGCAGGCCUUCGAGACGGCCGAAAGUAAGACGAGAGCAAGUCUUUCGAUAAGAAUGUUUUUUGUUUAACAUAGAAUAGUAUGUUUUUAGCGUGAUGUGAAUAACUUUCCGAAUUGUGUGGCCCCAUCACUAUUAUUAACAGCAUUUUUCCACCCGUCUCCUUACCGUCGGUCAAUUCUUAAUUGUGUCUAGAUCCAACAAAUGCCUCGUCGGAUUCUUCCGAUUAACUGACGUGUGCGCAUGAUGGAGAGUGUUUUUUUGGGGGGGGGAUUUUUUUUAGCCCCAUCGUAUCAAUUUCAAAAUUUUAAAAACCUAGAACAACACAAAUUCAAUGUCUGGCGCUGCCAUCUACUGCGCAAUGCACGUUCGAGAUUAUUACAGCUUCGUUGCUUCUGUGUGAACCGGUUGGGUGGUGACAGUUUUCUUAAGUUUCGUGAAUGAAUGAUAGGUUCGUGAAGAAAAUGAAAAACCGGAGCAGACGGAAAUGGACCAAGCCGUAAGGGCGUUUUUCAAGAAAGUUGCCGGUGAAGAUCUGGAAAUUGACUGGCGCGAGCUGCAGGAAGUUCUUAAUUUUGCGCUGAAGAAAGAGUUCCAGUUCGAAGGAUUCAGCAAGGAUGUUUGCCGUAGCAUGAUAGCCAUGCUUGAUGUUGAUCGAUCGGGAAAACUUGGAGUGGAAGAAUUCAAAGGCUUGUGGAUGACGAUCCGCAUGUGGAAGAACGUCUUCAAGAUGUAUGACCAUGACACUUCAGGAACGCUGAAUACUUUCGAGCUGCGACGGGCCUUAAACUCCGCAGGUUAUCAUCUGAACGCUAAUAUCCUGAACUCUCUGGUGCUACGCUAUGGGAACAAGGACGGAAAAAUCACCUUUGACGAUUUCGUCGCUUGCGCCGUGAAAUUGAAGACCAUGAUUGAGUCUUUCAAUGAUCGUGUUCCUGACGGAGAAAAGAAAGCCGAAUUCACUUUGGAGGAGUGGGUUGAAAUGACCAUGUACUCUUGAAUCCAAAAUUUUCUCCGGGAACAAUUGCUGCUUCUCGUUUCUCUUUAUCCUAUGGCUUCAUUUUAAGUACAGUUUUCAGUAUUGGUUGGUUUCAUUGUGAAACCGCUUGCCUGUUCAAAUAGAAACUAUAUACGGAUUGAAUUUGUUGGCUUGCCGCUGCUUGAAGCUUCGUUUUAAGUACGUGCAGUUCGAGUAUUCACGAAGUUUCAUUGUGAAGCAACUUGUGGGUUCAAGUAUAAACUUUACACGGAUUGAAUUCGCUGUCGAACAGUGGACCAUUUUCAUCUGACCGCGUGUUCAGCCGCCUUGCCAAAAAGUCAGCCUUGAGAUUUAUGCGAUGCCCAGCUGUUCGAAAAAUUGCACACAAUGAAAAUAAUGGCCAAAGAGCGUGGUGCAUCUCUGGAGAAGCGCUAGUUUUCAGCUUUGUAUCUUUGAUUUAAACACUUUCCUUGAAAUAUUAGGAUAGCAUCUUCGGAGAAAACUGGAGAAGUUGGAACUCUUGACAAGCUUGAAUAUCAAACUUCAUCGGCGGUUUAUUGUAAAUGAACUUCGACGAUUAGCACGCUUGUCCUCGUGAGGCCUAAGAGGGCUACCGAUGAACCAAAAUUGUUUCUUUGUUUGAAGGAAAUCGACAGUAGCUACUUUUUUAUAUCUACAACGUUUGGAAUCUGAACUUUGUUCUUCCUAAUUUUUUUCGUAUGUCUGUAUUUGCCCGUUUUUAACUUGACACGAAAGAUCAAAGAAUUUCAUUUGUUGUCUGACAAAUCGAUGAACGUGGGGAAACAAUUUUCCAGGGAUUGAUGAGUAUUAUUCGUGCCGCAAUUCACGAGUAUUCGCAACCGCUAUUUUUGUCGCUCUUAUUGCUCUUAGCGUACGUUUGCCCCGCUGUGCAUUGCUACGAUUUUUUAGGAGCCGAGAUUCGACGUCAUAACAUUUCUCGCUCUUGCCUUAUAUUCUGAAAUAUGUUGGAAAUAUAAUAAAUUUCCUUAGAAUUCUAAA